Molecule: messenger RNA, 228 nt
Organism: Cercopithifilaria johnstoni
Lineage: Eukaryota; Metazoa; Nematoda; Chromadorea; Rhabditida; Onchocercidae
Source: the annotation of a GenBank genome assembly
AUGUCACAAAACGCCGCUCAGAUUCGUAAACAGCUUAUAAAUUUGGAAAGAGACGAAAGAGCUUUGCAACGACUUCAUGUCAAUUUUACAGGAUUAGCACGAGCUGUGCAAUUAGAAUCAAUGCGAUUGGAUGCACUGAAAAGCAAAAUACAGUCUUCACAACGAGCGCCAAGUCCGAAUACUUCUUCAGCACCAGAUUUGAGUUCAAUUAAAACGUCAGGUUCUUGA